This is a messenger RNA of Alnus glutinosa, 2156 nucleotides long. RefSeq names its product DEAD-box ATP-dependent RNA helicase 42. Bases 128 to 1852 code for a protein of 574 amino acids. NCBI's taxonomy places the organism in Eukaryota, Viridiplantae, Streptophyta, Magnoliopsida, Fagales, Betulaceae. The transcript has 3 exons. The record is from RefSeq and is a predicted model, not a curated record.
UGCAAUUUCCCAUCCUUUUAUUUCAAUCCCAAUUCUUUUCAGCCUCUGAGGCUCUCUAACACUUUUGGUUCUUCUUUGACCUAUUUCUUUUUUUCUUACUAAUUUUGAUUCUUUGCAGGUAACUCAGAUGGGAAAAUCUUCUUCUUAUAAGAAAAAACGCUCCAAGAAUUCCUCUCAGGGUGGAACAAGGAAGAGAAAUAAGAGUACGAGUAGGAAAUAUGAUAAAUCCAAGAAGCUUCGUCAUCGUGAUGAUUCGAGAAGUUCCCUGUCAGUUUCCUGUUCUAGUUCUGAGGAUGACCAUGCAAGUAGAAGGGCUCUGUCUCGUUCUCGAAAAGAUGUGAAAGGCAGUAAGAAGAGGGCCCGAAGGUGCUCUUGUAGCCCUGAGAGUACGAAGAGGGCUCGGAGGCGCUCUUAUAGCCUUGAAAGUAGCGCGGAGUCUCCUCGUGUGAGGAAGAAGAGAAUUGGUUCAAAGAGAAAGAAUAAUGGUUCUGAGGUAGGGAGGAAGAACCGUAAGAAGAAGCAGCCCAGGAGAGAAGCUAGUGUAAGUUCCAUGAGCAGUCAUGAGAGCGAGUUUGAGAAGCGCAAGGGCAGGUCUGAAAGAAAAGACAAAGAAAAAAGGAAAUUGGACAAGGUUAAGAGUGGAACCAAAGAUAGAAGAUAUAGGUCGAGGAGUUAUUCUUCAUGCAGUCGGAGUAGUGAAGAUAACAAUGUGAUGCGUCUGAGAUCGGUUAUUGCAGUUAUGGAGGAGGAAAAUGACGGCAGAGUGUCAAAUAAGGAUGAGCACAAAGAAGAGAUUGUAUAUGAUAAUGAUGAUUAUCCUUGUUGCAGAAGCAAUGAUAGUAAUGAUGGGGGACAUAGGAGGGAGUUAGAUCAUCAGUCAAAUGUUGCAUCUGAGAAGAAAAUGAGGGUAGAGAAUGAGAAAGGAGAAGAACUUGUUGUUGAGGGACAAUACAUUGGGAGUAAUCCUAGCAGCAGUGGUGUUGGGACAAAUGAUUUUGUGAAAGGGAAAGAGACUGGGGUCUCUGGUAGUGUGAAUGGUGAUGAUUUGGAGUCCAUUUUAAGACAAAGGGCUUUGGAAAAUCUAAAAAGGUUUCGAGGAGGGCUCCAAACAAAUGCAAAUGCUCCUGCUAGUAAGAAAGAUAAGAGUGAUGGUGACAUGAAACAACCAACCACUGAAAAAGCUGAAUUAGUUCAAAUUAAGUUCCCCAAUGAAGAUAUUGCUAAAUCGGUUGGUGCAACCCAAGAACUAAAAGAAAUCAGUGUGCCUGCACUGAGGAGAGAUUCCAACUGUUAUUUGCCAGAUGAUGAAAAGACUCCGGACAGGAAGGACGGUGUCCACGAAUCUGGCUCUACCAAGCAGGAACUUGCUUGUGCACCUGAUCAGGUGGCUUGUGAUGAUAAGCAGAAUGAAAGGGUUAGUUCGGCUGUUGGUUCUGCAAUUAAUAGACCAAAGUUGGCUACACCAGCAUUGAGGCAUUAUUCAUUAAAAACCCACAUCCCUCUGAAGCAAACACCCGCUUCAGAUGAACUUCAUCAAUCAAAUUUGUUGAUGACUGAGAGUGCUUUAGUUAAGCAUUCUGUAAAAACUGCUCAAACUAUGGCCCCAAGUAGCAAUAAUAACGAAGACUUAAAAGAUGCAUGUGGUUCUGCUGCUUCUGAGUCUUCUUCUUGCAUUAAGUCUAAGCUAGCAGAGAAUGGUUCAAACAAACCUCAGGAUGUAACUACAGACAACUCACAGUUUGAGCAGAAGACAAUGACUGUGAUGCGGGGUGGUGAGAUGGUGCAGGUGAGCUACAAGGUCUAUAUUCCUAAGAAAGCCCCUGCUUUGGCUAGGAGGCAACUCAAGCGCUGACGUUAGAAUCUGCAAUUAGGGUUCUUUUCCAAGAGCUUUGCAGCCCCUGAGGAUCUCAUUUUCCAAGGAAAAGAGACAAAAAAAAAAAAGAAGAAGAACCGGCUGGCGAGAUCUUCUGCUACCUGGUUUACUUCAAACAUUGCAACUGUCGAAGCAUUUCAUUAGCUUAAAACAUAGCAUUGAAUUGUCAGGGCAUUCAUGCAACUCGCAAAACAUGUAUGGCUACUACUGCUUGAAACAAAGCUCUAGUGGUAUUCAUUAAUUCUCUGAUAAUUUCUUUUGCCGCUUCAAGAUUCGCAAAUUA